AUGAGAGUGAGGUUAGUAACGUUACCAUGACAUUUUAAUUAAUUGGAAUCUCAGUGUUUUAGCUACGUUAACAAUGGUAUAUUGAGUUAACGUUAACUUCGCAAACUUAUUUCCUGAUUAGUUAACGCUAGCCCGUCGAUCUUAGAUAAAGCUAGCUAGCUUUAGCUACUGUGAGCAGACGCACACAGCUUGUGUCACGUUGGGACGAAGUAACGUUUGCCGUAACGCUAUGCAAUGUGUAUGCCGCAAUGAGUAAUUUUGAAUGUGAAGUCCACGCAGCAGAGUCUGUUGCCUACCUCAACAGAGCACUGAUCAGGUUGCAGGAUAUUUGGGAAGAAAUCGGGAUUCCAGAGGAACAACGCCUAGAUAGAACCAAUGAUAUGCACAAGCACAUUAAAGGUCUGCUGGACCUAAUGAUUGCGGAAGAAGGGGAGCUCAAGAAGAGAUUACUGAAAAACAUACAGUUACAUAAUAAGGAAGUUAAUGAUUUGUGCAGGGAACUUCAGCUGCCCCCCUUUGAGGAGGAAGAUGGCUGCACCAUGUUGCAGAUGGAGAAGAAUAGCCGCACACGUCUGGAUGUGAUGAGGGAGCACAAGAAGCAAAGAAUGGAAGAGCUUAAGGGCCUCAUUGGCAAAGACCUUGAGCUGUGUGAUAUUAUGUGCACUACCCCAUUUUGCAUUGACAAGGACUCCGUCCCAUCACUGAAGCAACUUGAGACGUAUCGUGCCUACCUGGAUGAUCUGACCAAAGAGAAGGAACGUCGUCAUGAUAAUUUUGUGAGUGUCAAAAAGGAGAUCAUCGUAUACAUGGAUGAUCUGGAGCGGCACCCUGAGACCAGUUUUGAGAUGGAUGUGAUGUGUGAGGACGAGGAGGAAUUUUGUCUGUCAAAUGACAACAUUGAUGCUCUUAAACUACUACUUUGUCAGUUACAAGAACGCAAGGCUGAGAAUGAGCUCUGUUGUUCAGCUUUCCGGACUAAGAUCCAGGAGUUGUGGGAAAGACUUGAGAUUCCCCAAGACGAGAGGGAAGCCUUUUCUGAGCAUAUGGUCAAUUCAAAGAAGAGAAACAUGGAGGCACUCCAGGAUGAGGUCCAGCGUCUAGAGGUGCUGAAAAUGCAGAGCAUGAGCCGUGUCAUUGGGGCCAUCAGAGCGGAGAUUGCCCUUUUCUGGGAGAGAUGCUUUUACAGCCAAGAACAGCAGCAAGCAUUUGUUCCAUAUCAUGACGAGGAUUUUACUGAAGAGCUUCUCAACCUGCAUGAGGCGGAGGUCAGGACCCUGAAGAAGUGUUACGAGGACCACAGAGAACUCUUUGAGGGAGUCACAAAAUGGCAGGAGAACUGGACCUUGUACUUGGAACUUGACAAAAAGGCCAAUGACCCCUCAAGGUUCAACAACAGAGGUGGGAACCUUCUGAAAGAAGAGAAACAGAGAGCUGACCUGCAGAAAAGUUUGCCUAAGCUGGAAAAGAGUCUUAAAGCCCAAAUUGAUGUUUGGGAGCAGAAGCAUGGCAAGGAAUUCAUGGUCAAUGGACAGAAAUUUCUUGAGUACGUGCAGCAGCAGUGGGAUCACCACCACACUGAAAAGGAGAAAGAGAAACUGGAAAGGCAAAUGAAGAAAACUAAACAGACACAGGAGGACAUGUUAUAUGGAACUUCAAUGAGAACGCCAUCCAAAAGGCGGUUAGCAGGGACUCCCACGCCUGGAAAAGUAAGAAAGGUCAAUGUCACCUCGACCAUCUCCACUCCUAACAGUUUCCUUAGUUCAGGCCUCGGUGGAACCAUGUGCCAGUCCUCCAUCCAGAAACCACCUCUGUCUGCCAGCAAGGGUCUUGGCCUGCGAACCCCUGGACAUGGAAAGACUCCCCGUGCACUAGAGCGAAACAAGGAAAACAUCUCCCAUCUUAGAAACACUCCAAGUGGCACACUAAGGUCUCAGGAUACUCAAGAUCACACCUUCACCUUUAACUCUGUUGCUGGGUCCUAUUCGGAAUUUGCGAGAGACCUCUCGAAGGCUUCUCAAUCGAACGUGAAGUCAGGAGUGCUGAACUCCACUGUCGGUCAUCAGUGAUGGGUAAAAGGAGCGGCUCUGGAAGUCAUCCAGCUCAGCGGUAGUUUGGUGUAGUGCUUUAAUGUAAACAAUGUAAAUAUUUCAAUCUUUGAACAUUUCGAAUCUCUAUUGAUCCUCUCUUCUUAACUUUAUUUCAGGGUUACAGUUUUCUCUGUAUCUACUGUUGCAAGUUAAUGAUAUUUGCACCAAGGUUUUUUAUUUUACAUUUUUAUUUUAGGGGUUACAGCCUUUUAAAGUUGAACAUUAUUAACCAUAUCUAGAGCACUACGUUUAGUACUGUAGCAGCUAGCCAACACACCAUGCUUUUAUUCCUCCAGCUGGGAUGACAGCUAAAUUAGCUUUUCAGAAACGAAAUAUUUUAAGUGCUUUUUUAAAAUCUGUAAAUAAAUGCUUAUGAAAUAAA
Molecule: messenger RNA, 2469 nt
Organism: Sander lucioperca (pikeperch)
Lineage: Eukaryota; Metazoa; Chordata; Actinopteri; Perciformes; Percidae
Product: protein regulator of cytokinesis 1-like
Exons: 14
Coding region: 249-2066 (605 amino acids)
Biological process (GO): mitotic spindle midzone assembly; microtubule cytoskeleton organization
Cellular component (GO): cytoplasm; spindle; mitotic spindle midzone
Molecular function (GO): microtubule binding
Source: RefSeq, a predicted model, not a curated record